AUGGGAGAUUCCAAUUCAAAUUCACCCACCCACGGCUGGACCUCCAAGCUUCUUCUGCCCAACCCUGAGCUCACCACGGUCCUAGGAGGUACAAACAUUGACUUCAGACCCCCUGUGUACACUUUGGUUGGGCAUGAAGCAGAUUUGCAAGAAGAAGAGAUCGAGCUCGAUCGAGCUGAGGAUCGAGCUGAGGCUCAAGCUGAAGAUGGAGUGCAGGAAAGCGCUGACUUGGGUGAGCCUGAGUGCUAUUACUUUGAGGAGUAUGAGGCUCCAAGGAUGAACCCCUCUGUUGUGGCUGCUCACAAGAGGAUUGGACUUCUCCAAAAGCUCACCAAGUGGCAAGGGAAGGCCAUGGACAAGAUGCAAAAGUCCAUGGAUAAGAUGGUGAGCAAGAUCAAGAGCUUGGAGAAGAAAGUAUCUGGUUCUUCAAGCAAGAAAAAGAAGGCACCCAAAGCUCCCACUUUCCCUAGGAGUAGGUCACUCCUCACCACUCAAAGGAGACUCCCUGCCCAAGAGCCUCACAGAGCCUCUUCUUUCGAGCCAAGGGAAGGAGAAGACAACACGCAGAAGGAGGAAGACUUCCAAGGCCAGACGCUCCAGCUCGACCACCGGACUCGAUUGAGUCCAAACAGAGGAAACUCAACUCGAUCGAGCUGA
Messenger RNA from Microthlaspi erraticum, 657 nucleotides. NCBI's taxonomy places the organism in Eukaryota, Viridiplantae, Streptophyta, Magnoliopsida, Brassicales, Brassicaceae. The record is from the annotation of a GenBank genome assembly.